CAUAAACUUUCUUUAUUUCUUCUUCUUUUCUAGGAAAAAAAUAUGGUCUCCAUAGAAAUGGUUCAAGCAACCUCUAGAUCCAUUGAUCAAACUUCGAGUCCUCGAAUUUCUUUCUCUGCAGAAUUUCUUGAUGAAAACAACUUCAUUUCCAUUAGUCCAAAUCCACAGGCUGAAAAAGACCAAGAAUUGGAAAGAGAAAAGGCAAGAAAUGCAGAAUUUGAGUUCCUAUCAAGCAACAUGAGUAGCCAUGCCAUGUUAACUGCGGACGAGCUCUUUUUUGAUGGGAAGUUACUUCCCUUCUGGCAAAUGCAGCAGUCUGAGAAACUUCAUAAAAUCAGUAUCAAGAGUAAAGAAAGUGAAGAAGAAGAAGAAGAAGAAGAAGAAGGGGAAGAGGAGGUGAACAAGGAGGAGUCUAGGGUAAGUUGGUUUGUUGAUGAUGACCCAUCUCCAAGACCUCCAAAAUGCACUGUUCUCUGGAAAGAAUUGCUAAGGUUAAAGAAGCAACGUGCUUCUUCUCUGUCACCAUCAUCAUCUUCCUCCUCAACGUCAUCUUCUUCCAGCUCCUUAGCCGAUAUCGUUGCCACAGAAGAAGGGAAGCAAGGGUCUGGCAAUAGACAGAAGCAAGGGAAAAGGAUGAAGAAAGGACUGGAGAGAACAAGAUCAGCUACUAUUAGGAUAAGGCCAAUGAUAAAUGUGCCCAUUUGCACGCAGGUGAAGAGCAGCGCCUUGCCACCUUUGUUUCCCCUUAAGAAGGGGAGAUUAGAAAGGUGAGGAGGAGAAUGUGGGUAGCUCAAGCUUGUCUCUGUUCUGCAGGAUUGUCUAAUAUGUUGAUUUCUUAGCAGUUCUUUUGUUUCAUUUCAACUUCAGAUUUUUUCGCCCUCUAGUUUUAUGUCUAGAUUAUUUUUAAUUACAAUGGAUCUGAUAAAUUAUAAUGUAAAUGAUGAUUAUAUAUGUUAU
Messenger RNA from Hevea brasiliensis (rubber tree), 957 nucleotides. RefSeq lists its product as uncharacterized. The transcript has a single exon. The coding region runs from base 43 to 771 and encodes 242 amino acids. The record is from RefSeq and is a predicted model, not a curated record. NCBI's taxonomy places the organism in Eukaryota, Viridiplantae, Streptophyta, Magnoliopsida, Malpighiales, Euphorbiaceae.